Culicoides brevitarsis is the source of this 1666-nucleotide messenger RNA. It is a transcript of the gene SF2, whose product is annotated as serine/arginine-rich splicing factor 1B. Lineage: Eukaryota; Metazoa; Arthropoda; Insecta; Diptera; Ceratopogonidae. Gene Ontology annotation, cellular component: cytoplasm; nucleus. The transcript has 5 exons. The record is from RefSeq and is a predicted model, not a curated record. Bases 83 to 793 code for a protein of 236 amino acids. Gene Ontology annotation, molecular function: mRNA binding.
UAUUCACUUUUCACAUCACUAGGCGGCGAUUUAGUUUCGUCUUCACAUAAACAAUUAUUCAGUGUAUUCAAAUUAAGUGAAAAUGCAAAGUCGUAUAUAUGUUGGAAACCUGCCCCCAGAUAUAAGAACAAAGGACAUUCAGGAUUUGUUCUGCCGCUUUGGAGACAUCAAUUUUGUGGAUCUGAAAAACCGGCGUGGUCCACCAUUUGCUUUUGUAGAAUUUCACGAUGCAAGAGAUGCUGAAGACGCAGUGAAAGCUCGUGAUGGAUACGAUUAUGAUGGUUACCGACUGAGGGUUGAAUUUCCUCGGGGAGCUGGUCCUGGAAGUAGUUAUCGUUCUCGUGGUAACAACGACAGAAAUGCUGCAGGACGAGAUAAUAGAGGCAACAGAGGUCCCGCAGCCAGAAGAUCGCAAUACAGAGUUUUAGUAACGAAUUUACCAUCAUCCGGUUCAUGGCAAGAUUUGAAAGAUCACAUGAGAGAGGCAGGUGAUGUAUGUUUUGCUGAUGUGUACAAAGAUGGUACCGGUGUUGUAGAAUUUUUGAGACUUGAGGAUAUGAAAUACGCUAUUAAAAAACUAGAUGAUAGUAGAUUUCGAUCACAUGAGGGUGAAGUAGCUUAUAUUCGUGUGCGCGAGGAUAGCAAUGAAAGGCGCGAUAUGACACGUUCACGCUCAAGAUCAUACUCCCCAAGAAGAGGAAGACGAGGAAGUCCAACUUAUUCGCCGGUCAAUCGUCGAGCAAGUUAUUCACGCAGCAGAUCUGGAUCAAGAAGAUCAUUCCAGGAUUACUAAUAAUUGAAUAUUCCAAAUAAUUAUCCUUAACUUCUGACGUCGGAUUCACAUAAACUGAAGGAAAGUAAAACUAACGUAUAAUCUUAGCUAUUUAGCGUAUAAUUUAAGAGAAUAAGAAGAUUAUUUAAAACUCUUUUUUUUAAAAUAUAUUAAAACUUAAAUCUUCUAGCUUAGAAUAAUUAUAUAAAAAAAAAUAUUUACUAGCUCACACGAGAAAUUUUAUAUUUAAGAUUACAAUGCAUAUUUCUAUCCGACAAAUAAAAAGAAAAUAGAGGAAAAAUAACGUUUCAAAUUUCAUACCUAGGUACAUCAGAAGGAUUCAUUAAGGAUUCAGGAUUAAAAACAGAAUUUUUUAAUGAAGACUCAAACUUCAGGAUCCAACACAAUAAUUCUGUACGUUUUAUUGUUUAAAUUUUUUUUAUUAUGUACAAAAAAUCCUCACUUAAUUUGAUAUAUUUAAUGAUACAUUAUGAUAAAAUUCUUGAGCUCGGAUGUUUGUUUUUGUUUUCACUUCUAUUUACUAAUUUUUCCGUUUAUUACUUUAUAUAUUUAUAUUUAAACAUAAGGAAUUUGGACACCGAUGGAUAUAAAAUGGAUUGUAUAGAAUAAGCUCAGUAAUAAUAGAAUAUUAUUGUACUUCAGAAAACAAAAAAAAAGUAAAGAAAUAAAAUAAUAGAAUCACUGAUUUACGUCUUAAGGACUUCGUGGGAUUAAAUGUGUUGCACAAGUCGCACAAAAUGGAUCCAUAUGGGAGUCAGUGAGUCAAACGUUGUAAGUAAAUAUUAUUUACUUAACAAACACAGGAACGAGUUAAAGAACAUGAAUAAUAAUUACGAUAAAAAUUGUAUGCACUUUGCUGUGAAAUAAACCAUA